AUCACACUACUCCCUUUGCAGGAGCAAUGUCGAGUCCAUCCAGGUUAUUAAGCGUGCAUUAAUGAUGAAAAACGAUGAUUGGCUUCUCUUAACGUUUCCAAAAAGCUGGCGAGUCGACCUCGGGACAGCGCUGGCCUUGUGUUCAAAUUUCUAUCAGGCUGGGGCAUGCAAACACAAGUUCUGCUCGGAGUCGUUCAAUGAGGUUAAAUUAGACCUAACUCGAUGGAAGCUAUUUCCCGGAGAUCCCAGCCGGCCAUUUGGUAAUAAGUGGUGAUUCUGUACCGGCGAACUUCCUGGGGGAAAUGGCAGGUGGCUAGGCAAAGACGAAUAAAU
Molecule: messenger RNA, 333 nt
Organism: Hyaloscypha bicolor E
Lineage: Eukaryota; Fungi; Ascomycota; Leotiomycetes; Helotiales; Hyaloscyphaceae
Exons: 1
Coding region: 62-274 (70 amino acids)
Source: RefSeq, a predicted model, not a curated record